AUGUCUAGUUUAAAAUUAGCAUUUUCGAAUCACAAAAAAAAUGUUAUUCUUGGUAUUAACAUUAACAUUAGUAUUAGUAUUAGUACUAGCAUUAGAAUUAGCAUUAGGAUCAGUAGUAAUAAAAAGUGCUUCAAAUUAUUAAGGUUGACACCUUGUCAAACCCGCAUGUCUCUGGAAGAGAUUACACUUCAGCUCCGUUUACUUUAUAUUAUAAUUUAUAUGGGUUUGUGUAUUUGUGAUUCUAAGAAGGAAAAGACAAGGUUUUACAUGAAGAGAAAAGAAAAUGAAGGUAAAGGUGAAGCUCAAAUUUCACCAUCAGUCGGAACCUCAAAAGCAUUUUGA
Messenger RNA from Phycomyces blakesleeanus NRRL 1555(-), 342 nucleotides. RefSeq lists its product as hypothetical. The transcript has 7 exons. The coding region runs from base 1 to 342 and encodes 113 amino acids. The record is from RefSeq and is a predicted model, not a curated record. Lineage: Eukaryota; Fungi; Mucoromycota; Mucoromycetes; Mucorales; Phycomycetaceae.